Messenger RNA from Blastomyces gilchristii SLH14081, 267 nucleotides. RefSeq lists its product as uncharacterized. Bases 1 to 267 code for a protein of 88 amino acids. The transcript has 2 exons. NCBI's taxonomy places the organism in Eukaryota, Fungi, Ascomycota, Eurotiomycetes, Onygenales, Ajellomycetaceae. The record is from RefSeq and is a predicted model, not a curated record.
AUGAAUCCUGAGUGGUUACUACAGGGCUGCGUCGGACUGGGCAUUCCGAUGUUGAUGUCGUGGCGAUGGCUCGCGGAUCUAGACAUGGACAUGGAUAUGGAUAUGGAUAUGGAUAAACAAGGACGAGUAUCGGUGUCAACGCCUGCUGCUGCUGUUGGAUGUUUUAUUUAUCCUGCUGCAGUUCAGCUCAGCUCAAGCUCAGCUCAGCUCAGGUCCCAGCCAACCAACCAAACUGUGUCCAUGUCCAUCCGCCCAGCUGCGGUCUAG